Molecule: messenger RNA, 2467 nt
Organism: Chaetomium fimeti
Lineage: Eukaryota; Fungi; Ascomycota; Sordariomycetes; Sordariales; Chaetomiaceae
Exons: 1
Coding region: 109-2199 (696 amino acids)
Source: RefSeq, a predicted model, not a curated record
ACUGAACCUAUUUUCGUUGUAUUUUUGUACCUUUCGUCCCCAUCUUCUUCGUUCCGGAGCGGCUGGCUUCGCGCAUCAAGGUUAUCGAAGAGGGACUGAAUUUGGGAGAUGGCGUCAAGCGGGCUUCCAUCGGGAGCCUUCCUCACCACCCUCAAUGGGCGGCGAUGUACGGCGGUCCCCCGCGUGGCAGCUGUAUCUACGACCGUGAGCAGGGUCACUACGGUGACCACGACAAGCAGCUCGACGACCACCGUAGCAGCCGCGAGCCCGUCGGGGGGCUUAGCAGCAGCGCCGGCUGCAGACAUAGAUGCAGGCACCGAGGCGGCCGAGCAGACUUCAACAAGUACGACGAGCCCCUCCUCAGUUGCCACUACAAGCACUUCCUCCGGCUCGGUGCGGAUUGCGCAGGCUCAGGACAGUGAGUCGGGCACUUCGGCAAGCCCACCGUCACCUUCGCCUGACGCUCUCGCAGCAUCCGACGCUACUUCCCAGCCCUUCACUGCCGUUGCGGACGUAACAGCCUCGCAAGCGUCCGUGGAACAGAGCAGUCAAGCUGAUGCCAGCGUAACAGCCCCGGCUGUAGCAGAUACACCGGCGGCUUCGUCAGAGCCCACUCGCGCCGAGUCGUCCUCCCCUCCUGAUCUAGCAGUAGGCCCGGUGGCCACGGCCCUCCUCACCACCAUUGAAUCGCCGCCAACGCCGACCGAUCCCGUCGUCGCCGAUUCAACAGGGUCAACGUCAGCAGAUGCAGCCGCGAGUUCGAUUCCCAACUCAAACAACAAUGCGGUCCAGUCGACCGUGGCAGUAGCCGGUGGCGUCAUUGGCGGUGUCGUUGCCAUCAGCUUUCUCGCAUUUUUCAUUUGGUGGUGGAGGCGCCGGACGCAGAGGAAAAGGAGAAGCACCCUCUUGACGCCCCUCGACGUGGGCCCGUCCUAUGACCGCGAUGAGAAGGGCGGUUAUGUGAUCUCUCGUGGGAGUAUCGGGCCAACCCCUGUGGCAGUAAAGGUUAAGGCUGCCCUUGGCCACAACUAUAAGAGAAUUCGAGGCCAUAUUAGGAAUCGAACAGCGCCAUCGGUGAACCUAGACCGGGGCACUUCUCAAUUUAUGGAUUCCGCCACGAAGCACAGCCGGACCAACUCUGGCAUCAUUGGGGCCGAGCCAACAACGACAGAUCGUCUUAAGGAUUGGUGGUCAGGCCUGGGCAAGAAGUUCAACCGGCAGAACAACAGCGCCCAGGAGAAGCCCCAGGGCGUCACGCAGGAGAAGAAGGUGACCAGCUCACAGCCUGAUUUCUUGACUCUCCUUAGCAUGGAUGACGGGGAGCUCGACCGCGAAGCACAGCGACGACGAGUCAGCAACGCACGAAUCAACGGCCGCGCCAACUCUAGUGACAACCUCCUAGGCGGCUUAAAUCUCAGCUUCGGCAACGACAACCCCUUCAGCGACGCCAACGCCAUCGCUCACACCUCGGCCAAGCCGGCGCCCCUGGCGGUGAACCAAGGCAACGCAGCCAACCCCUUCAGCGACGCGAACGCCAUCGCCAACCCAGCCCCCACCAUGCCCAAACCAACCACCUACGUCGCCGACAUCCGCCGCUCCCGCAGCAACAGCACCGUGGCUGGCCGCCAACCCAGCACAGUCUACAACUACAGCAACGCCAACCGCGACAGCGCCGGCUCCCUCCGCUCCAUGGCCACAGCAACAACCACCAACCAGCGCAACAAAUUCCGCUCCGACCCUUUCGACCUCGAGCGCCCCGAACUGCUCGCAGGCGGCGGUAACAAACCGGCCAUGCUCCCCAACAGCCGCACGAGCAGCACAGCCGCCACCGCCGGGUCCGCCCCGUCCCCGUCCCCGGGACCAACCCAGCCAACACAGCAACAACAGACGGGGGCGACGAUGAUGAUGAUGAACCCCCCCGCGCGGGCGCGCACGCGCGCCGAGUCGUUUUCGUCCCGCUACUCCAAGUUCUCCAAGUACUCGUCCGGCGUGAGCGCCAUGUCGGCCGACCGCGGCAGCAGCAUGGAUUGGAGCGACCCCGGCCCCGAUGUCGGGCCUGGUGCCGCGGGGAGCUGGGCUACUAGUGGUGGUGGUGGUGGGGGUGGGGGUGGGAAUGGGAGUGAGAGGACAAGGGCCAAUGGGGGACGGUUGAGUGGGGGUAGCUUGGGCAGUUUGGGGAGUGUGGGGAAGGCUAUGUGAGGAUAGUGGUGGUGACUGCUGUGCGUGCUGUUGUAUGGACGUGUGAGGGGUUGGCGUUGCGGUAGUUGCUUGCUUUUUGUUGGAGUUGUUUGGCCGUGGCUCCUCAGGGGAAGGGUGGGUUGUGCUAUCCUUGGUUUUGGAUGACAGCGCCGCUUGGCCGCGGCCUCCCUAUCAAAUACCGCAGGCCCGCAUGUGUAUAAAAUACGGUACGGAGGGUUUCUGAGCGGGGGGUAUCAGUUUUAGAGGUACGGCUGCCCUGUAUCCUCCG